This is a messenger RNA of Metopolophium dirhodum (rose-grain aphid), 2253 nucleotides long. RefSeq names its product polyadenylate-binding protein 4-like. Gene Ontology annotation, cellular component: ribonucleoprotein complex; nucleus; cytoplasmic stress granule. The transcript is spliced from 9 exons. Gene Ontology annotation, molecular function: mRNA 3'-UTR binding; poly(U) RNA binding; poly(A) binding. NCBI's taxonomy places the organism in Eukaryota, Metazoa, Arthropoda, Insecta, Hemiptera, Aphididae. The coding region runs from base 25 to 1932 and encodes 635 amino acids. The record is from RefSeq and is a predicted model, not a curated record.
UUACGCAGCAACCGAAACAACGAAAUGGCUUCGCUGUACGUUGGAGACCUGCAUACGGACGUGACCGAAGCUAUGCUGUUUGAAAUAUUCAGCACGGUCGGUGCUGUCCUGUCGAUCCGCGUGUGUCGCGACAGUAUCACUAGGAGAUCGUUGGGAUACGCCUACGUCAACUUUCAAAACAUGACGGACGCUGAGCGUGCUUUGGACACCAUGAACUUUGAUAUUCUUAAAGGACGUCCUAUGAGAAUUAUGUGGUCUCAAAGAGAUCCCUGUCUUAGAAAAUCUGGUGUAGGCAAUGUGUUCAUCAAAAACCUAGACAGGAGUAUUGAUAAUAAAGCCAUGUAUGACACAUUUUCUGCUUUUGGAAACAUAUUAAGUUGUAAGGUUGUUGACGAUGAGACUGGUCAAUCAAAAGGCUAUGGCUUUGUUCAUUUUGAAACGGAACAAUCUGCCACUCAAUCAAUUGAAAAAGUUAAUAGCAUCUUGCUCAAUGGAAAAAAAAUUUUUGUUGGUCGAUUUGUCGGCAGAAAAGAUCGUGAAAAGGAAUUGGGUCUAAAAGCUAGACUUUACACAAAUGUUUACAUUAAGAAUAUAGAUGAAAAUGUCAAUGACAAAGAAUUGUUUGAGAUGUUUGAAAAAUAUGGAUCGAUUACUAGCUUCAAGGUCAUGUUCAGAGACGAUGGAAGUUCUAGAGGUUUUGGAUUUGUUGCUUUUGAAAAUCCAGAAGAAGCUGAAAAAGCAGUAAAUGAAUUACAUGGCAAAAAAAGUCCAGAAGGAAAGACUUAUUAUGUAGGUCGUGCUCAAAAGAAAGCUGAACGCCAACAAGAAUUAAAACGCAAGUUCAAACAGUAUAACAUUGAACGUAUGAAUAGAUACCAAGGAGCUAAUUUGUAUGUGAAAAAUUUGGAUGACACAAUUGAUGAUGAACGUUUACGCAAAGAAUUUAGUGUCUUUGGAACUAUUAAAAGUGCUAAGGUGAUGCUGGAUGAUGGCUGUAGUAAAGGGUUUGGUUUUGUUUGUUUUUCAUCUCCAGAAGAAGCUACUAAAGCAGUAACAGAUAUGAAAGGUCGUAUUGUUGGUACUAAACCAUUAUAUGUUGCAUUAGCUCAACGCAAAGAAGAUCGAAAAGCCCAUUUAGACUCCCAAUAUUUACAACGCAAUACAAAUAUGAGAAUGCAAUCCAUUGACCCAAUGUUAUAUCAACCUGGUGCUUCAAGUGGUUACUUCGUACCUACUAUUCCUCAGCCACAGCAUUUCUAUGGACCUACUCAAAUGACUCAAAUUCGUCCACAACCAAGAUGGGCUUCCCAACCACAAGUUAGGAUUAGAACACCGCAAGCUGCUGCUGCCGGUUAUCCAAAUAUGGCCACACAUUAUCGAAACAUUGGAGCUCGAGCUCCUGUACCAGCUGGUCAACAAGCUGCAUUGGCUAAAAAUGCCAUAGUAUAUAGAAAUGCUAGACCCAUUAGCACAGCUCAACAACAAAUGCCAGGUCCUGUUGCUGCUGGAGGUGUAUGUGUUCCAGGAGCACAUAAUACAGGCUCUGGAUAUAAAUAUACCGCUAAUAUGCGUAAUCCUCCUGGUCAAGCUCAAGGCAUGAGACAAGCACAACCUGCAGGUCAACCUGCAUCAGUACAAGCAGCCGUAUAUGUACAUGGACAAGAACCACUUACGGCAACAAUGUUGGCCACCGCUAAGCCGGAAGAUCAAAAACAGAUGUUGGGAGAGAGGCUUUUCCCUCUCAUUCAGCGUAUGUAUCCGGAAUUCACUGGUAAGAUCACUGGUAAGAUCACUGGUAUGUUGUUGGAGAUGGACAAUUCAGAUUUGCUUUACAUGUUGGAACAUCAUGAAUCUUUGAAGAACAAAGUAGAAGAGGCUCUUGCAAAUCUUCAGGCCCACCAACCACAACAAACCCAAGUGAAGGAAGAAUAGUUGCUCCCAUCAUGACGUUUUCUUCAUUAUUAUAUUUAAUACAACUAUACAAAUAUUCAUUUAAGAAUUUUUUUUCAUUUAUAUCUAAUUAAUUUUUUUAUACGGCGGGAAAGUUAAAAACUUUGUAUAAGUAACAAAUUGAACGCAUAAAAAAAAUUUAAUUGAAAAAAACCAAUAACAAAAUGGGGGAAUUGAAAUAAUGUAAAAAAAAAUUAAAUAAUAAAUUGAACCAAUCUGAUAUAUAGUAUAUAUAGUGUAGUUUCAAUUUCAGUAGUAAUGUCACAACACUUAUGGAAAUUUUGUUUUUGAUAAAUUAUCAAA